AUGGGCACCGCCUUUGCUCGUAAGGUAGGAUGUGUCGUUGACGAGAAUCAGAAACAAGAGUGUGUGGGGAUAGGCGAAAACACGUACAUGACCGAAGGAUGUACCAAGAUCAAGAUCACCCUAAAUGAAUUGCUAGAAUACUAUUUUGACGUGUGGGUGGAUGAUCAAGUCGGUCAAGAGGUGAUCCUGGGUAUGGAAUUCAUGGUGCCCGCAGUGAAACGUCGGGAUUUGGCUGACGGGACGCUGGUAUUGCCAGAUGAUGUGAGGAUUCAUCUAGCAGGACGCAGACCUUUGUACAGAUCAUCCAUGCAGCCGAUCGUGGCCCCAGAACAGCACUUGGUUCUGCCGGUCGGUAGAUCGGCGGAGAUAAGGAUCGGCAACGUCCAGUCUAACGCCAAACUCUGGGUGAGGCGCGAUUCUACAUGGGUACCCACCUUUACCACUGUAAUAGGUCGGAACAAGUAUUAUCAGCUGAUAAACCUCGGCGACAAAAAAACAACUUUCGGUCACGGACCGGCUUUAGGCUGGAUUAUGGCUGCCGACAUGGUACCUCGAUACCCAGGCUACGUCUCGUUUGGACCGCGAUGGUACAACGAGUGGCAGACACUAGCCUUUGAAGCUACGACCGAAAGAGAGGAAGAAGUGCCGACCGCAUACGCGGGACCGCUUGUGGAUCACCCGACCUAUCCUACGCCAGAGAAAGUUUUAAGUCGGCCUACGGGGAAUAAUGUAUCAAAGAUUAGCCCGAUCGUAGACGAGGGAGUUAUUCAACGUGUGGAACCACUACCACGUGUCGUUAACACGAUCGAGGAGAAGGGCGGAAGCGUUCGAACACCCGAGGGGCCAAUGGCAGAUGUCUCGACGAAAAAGGACGGGGAUUCCGAUAGAUCGCAUAACGGAUCGCAUGACACGACCGACGAUCGACAAGUGGAUCACCGAUCGACAAGUGUCAGGCCCGCGGUUCAUACGAUUCAUGAACUUACGACGAACGAAGGAGAAGGGGAUCAGUCGAGGUUAGAGGGGGGUCUUUACCAGGUGUGA
This is a messenger RNA of Peronospora matthiolae, 1041 nucleotides long. Lineage: Eukaryota; Oomycota; Peronosporomycetes; Peronosporales; Peronosporaceae. The record is from the annotation of a GenBank genome assembly.